CUUUUUUUUCUUCUUCCUCCACUUUAUUCCUUGAAAAUGUCUGACGAUCACGAUCACACCUUCGAAACCGCCGAUGCUGGUGCCUCUUUGACUUUCCCUAUGCAAUGUUCUGCUUUGAGAAAGAACGGCCACGUCGUUAUCAAGGACAGACCCUGUAAGAUCAUUGAAAUGACCACCUCCAAGACUGGUAAGCACGGUCACGCCAAGGUCCACUUGGUUGGUACUGAUAUCUUCACUGGCAGAAAGUAUGAAGAUCUCUGUCCCUCCACCCACAACAUGAACGUCCCUAACGUCAACCGUCAAGAUUAUGAUCUUAUCAACAUUGAUGAUGGUUUCCUCUCUUUGAUGGAAAAGGAUGGUUCUACCAAGGAUGAUGUCAGACUCCCUGAAGGUGAACUCGGUGAAAAGAUGGAAGCAGACUUUGAAGAUGGUAAGGAACUCAUCGUCUCUGUUGUUUCUGCCAUGGGUGAAGAACACGCUUUGUCCUACAAGGAAGCCCCUAAGUCUUAAAUGUACUUAUUUAUCUGUUGUAUAAAAAGUGUCUUUUGUAUAAGAAAUUCUUUUAUAUUAAAGAGCUAUAAAACUCAAA
Messenger RNA from Gilbertella persicaria, 589 nucleotides. Its product is annotated as eukaryotic translation initiation factor 5A. Lineage: Eukaryota; Fungi; Mucoromycota; Mucoromycetes; Mucorales; Choanephoraceae. The transcript is spliced from 3 exons. Bases 37 to 510 code for a protein of 157 amino acids. Gene Ontology annotation, biological process: positive regulation of translational elongation; positive regulation of translational termination. Gene Ontology annotation, molecular function: RNA binding; ribosome binding; translation elongation factor activity. The record is from RefSeq and is a predicted model, not a curated record.